UUAAAUAUAUUGAUCACACUUACAGGUAAUUAACUUCCCGGUUUGUUACAAAGAAAUAAUGUUUAUUUCACUGAAAACAAACGGUUUACAAUUUGCUAAAACUAUACUUUCAUAUAAAUGUUUAAUGAAUCGAGAUCUGAUUUAAAGGAAUAUUCAUGUUAUAGAGAUCUACUUUCGUGUAUACAUGUACGUAUAAGUGGAAUGAUGGCAAUGGAGUCAGGGAGGGCGGCAGUACAUUUGGCAAGAAAACGCAAUACCGAAAUAUUAGAUAAUACAAAAAGAUUAACAACAAAAGCAGGAGGAGGAGGAGAUGAUACGGCUUUGAAACCGCCCAGAAGCAUGCAGCGAAAUGAAUUUCCCCAAGUAGGAGGAAAGUUCGGCUCUCCAGCGGCACAAGACGAAGCACCUAAACGUAGACAGGGAUCUGCAGUAAAAAUGGAUGAACAAAGUAGAGCACAACUCCAGCAGGAGGAACUCUCUGAAAUAAGAGACGCUAUGAAAACAGCAUACGAACAGUAUGUAGGCCACAUAGCAGAAAAUGAUUAUAAGCCAAAACGAAUAGUAUUAGUGGGAGAGAUCAAGUUCUACGCCAACAAGUUGAUAGGUCAUUUGCAGAGAAAGUGGAAGAAGGAACAGCUUCAGCGCGUUGUAAAAGAUAUUGUAAACGAAGUGAAAACGGAGGCUGACGAGGCAUGGAAUCCUUUACAAAAGUGUAACAAAGAUGAGAAGGAACAACCUGGGGAUAUAUCUACAGAAUUUGAGCAACUCACCUCAUGUCUGAAUGAGAUGAAAAGACAAAAACAAAUCCUGAUGGAAAAGGCAGAAAAGUUGGAAAAUGCAAGUAAUAUCAUAUUAAACGCACCAAAUGAAAGAAAAUAUGAAAGAAAAAACGAUACAAAAAGGAAAGAAGAAGAGAAAGAUGAAAAGAGGAAGCUGUCUCAACAACUGCAAGAUAUCAUUCAACAGCUACAUACCAAAGCUAAGAUGAAUGAGCAAGACCAAAUUGAUAUCAUUCAUGAACUUGAGCAAUGUGAAAAAGAAAUGGAUGACUUCACAGAGACAUUCAACGUUAGCUUGCAAAAUAACAUCAGUUCGGGUUUGCAGAAAAGAAUCCAUUUACUUCGUGUAAAGCUUGAUUCACAUAAGAAGGAACUAAAGACUUCGAUUUCUAAAAUGAGAGUGAAUGCGAAUAAAGAAAUUGAAGACGAAGUUAGCUUAAUCAAAACCAGAAUAACGAAGAUGUGGAAAAGCAUUACUAAUGAAAGUAUGACAGGACAUGAUUCAAAACAACAAAGCCACUUUGAGCAAGUGGAGAUGCUUGAUAGUAUUGAAUCAUCCUUUUUCAACCUCAAACAGCAAAAUAAUCGGUAUGAAAAAGAACGAGGCCGUAUUUCCAAUGAACUUAAAGAAUUGACGAAAGAUAUUGACGAUUUAACAAAGAAAAGACACGUGGAAUCGGAAGAGGCCAUUGAUGAUGAAAUACAGAAAGAGAUACGCCAAAUUCGUUCGAAACUUGAUCGUCAAAAACAUGAUUUCUCAGAAAGAUGGAAGACAGACAGAAUACAAGUUAUCAGUGUGACUGGGCCUGUACUACAAGAAAUAUCGAGACUGAUGACGAAUGAACCUUUUAAUUUCUCUGUCCCAAAACAUUUUGACUCUGAUAAAGUUGUAAAGGGAAUCUCUCCAGUUCUACAUCCUGUUGUGACAGACAUUAGCUGGAUCAACCAAUGCUUGAAGGAGAACUGUAAAAGCUUCCAGCAGAAGUUUGUAAGGACGAAAGCGUACGCUGAAUUAAAAGAAAAUGAAAUGAGUUUGCUUUGCGAAAUAAAGGAUUUGAAGAAAGAGAAGGACGUACUUUUAAAUAGAUUAUCAAAGGUAGCUGGAGCCAACCUAACUGACAACAAUCCGAAUAUUGCAGACCUUAGUGAUCCAAACCGAGCUACUAAACUCGCCGAGCAGUUUUCCGAAUUGUACGAUAAUCCAUGGACCGAUGCAUUCGAGGUUCUUGAAACACCAGAUGAAAGACGCCGUAUUGAUUUCUUGCUGGAUAUCAUUGUCGUACGUUGUUUGAAAAUAAUGUAGUAACAUUGGAAUGACGCUCAGGAAUUAACAAAAAGAAAGGAGAACCUUUACCUCCGCCUUAAAAAUGAAAAACGGAGGGAAAUUAAAAAGUGGAAGGUGUGCGUCAGUCCGUUACAACAUUGUGAGGUUUUAACUAUUCCAUCAUUUGUUGAUGUAAUUUAACCUAGCCUCUU
Molecule: messenger RNA, 2255 nt
Organism: Mercenaria mercenaria
Lineage: Eukaryota; Metazoa; Mollusca; Bivalvia; Venerida; Veneridae
Product: reticulocyte-binding protein homolog 2a-like
Exons: 14
Coding region: 118-2082 (654 amino acids)
Source: RefSeq, a predicted model, not a curated record